CGACCCGCCCGAGGACUGGCUAUAAUAAUCAGAGGCCACAGUAGUCCAGAAGCCAAAGUCGCUGCGUUGGUUGCCAACUCGUGCACCCACACAGCCAUGACUAAUGAGGGGAACUGUCCGCUCAUAGUGGGCGUGUGCCUCGCCACAGCGGCAGGGCGAGGAAGCAACUUGCAGCACCUCGCGACCAUGUCUCUCCCUCCCUCUCUCCUCUCUCGCCCUCUCACUGAGCUCCGACCUCUCGUUGCCUCCUCCCUGCCUCCCUCACUGGGCGACAGAGCCUUCUCUUUCCUGACCCAGCACGGCUGGGAGCUGCCAGCCACAAGCGAGACGGCGGCUUUCGCCAGUCAGGUGUUCAGAAGCCACACCCACUCCAUUGUGAUCCAGCUGUCUCGGACCAGACCUCGUAUUGGCCUCGUUACCGAAGGACCUCCCCCCGUCCCCCUGGGGUUCAUAUCCUGUGAGGUGGGGAUUCCCCUCCCGCAUGUUCACGGAGAGAUACAACACCAACUUCCCUCCCUCUACUCCGCCUUGGUUGCCACGGGUUACAGUCUCCUUGACAACAACGGGUGGCCAAUCGGACGACACCAGGAGACGGAAUUCUCAUUAGCCGAAAUUCUCUGUAACAUGACUGUCCGAGUACGGCUUCACCUACUGCAACCUUUGACCUCCGAUGUUUCCAUGGUGACCACUCCGGUGAACUCCAAACUUGCCAUCCUCCCUGGCCCCGCCCACUCGUUAUCAGACUCCGCCCACAACGAGGUAGUCCAAUUGCUCCGCCCGGUGGUCGAGGAAAGUGCUGACAUGGCGGAAUCUUCCCUGCUGGAGCAAAGUAUGUCUUCGUACACCACUUCUGUCAGCAUUGCUCCUGGGGCUGCACCGUACGAGAUCCUCCUCAGCUACGUCCACCGAGAGGCCUCCGAUGAAGCCAUGGCCCUGCGGGAAGCCCUACAGGUGGCUGGUUACCGGGUGUUCCUGGACGUGGAGUGUAUCCGUGGCGGGAGCGACUGGCAAGAUGUUCUAAAUGAUGCCGUCUCCAACUGCUCUGUCUUUGUUCCUCUCAUCACUCAGCAGUACGGACAGACCCUGUGGACCAAUCGGGAGGUGAAACUGGCCGAUGUUCUGGGUAAAUCCAUAAUCCCAGUCAACUUCCUCUCCAGCUGGCCGCCGCAGUGUCUCGCUAUUCAGUUUGCCACCACACAGUUCGUGUCCUGGCCCCAUUCCACGACCAGCCGGGAAUGGAAUGGGGACGCAGUCGCCAGGGUUGCCAAGGAGAUAGUGGAGAGAUACAACACGGAGGAGGGGAGAGGGGAGGAGGAAGGAGGGAUGAUUGCUGAUGAUGGAGUGUGUGUGGAGGAGGGAGAGAGAAUGGAGCUAGGAGCAGAAGAGAGACGGAAAUCGUUCACUCGAGCAGACACGAGGAUAAUAGUAGAGGAUGUGGAGGAGGAGGAGGAGGAGGAGGAGGAGGAGGGGAGAGGGUUACUGUCACUCCCCCAGACACCGAGGCAGCAGCGGAGGUCGACCAUCAAGAGCUAUGCCUCCCUCCUCCCCUCCUCUCUCUCUCUUCAGUACCGCAAGUCAAUCCAGGAGUCUCGCCUGGGGAAACCCCUAGUCGUAAUCUCCUGCCACAUCGCACAGCAGGAGUUUGCACGGAGCGUUGCCACAGACAUGGAGGGGUGUGGUUUCGAGGCGUGGUGCUCUUGCGACAUCCUCCACCUCCCCGUGGAGAACGCCUCGCCCAUAUUCCAGCUGCGAGCAAACGAAGCGGGUGUGGUCAUCUUCCUCUUCUCGAAGGAGUUCACUGAAGACACAUUCUGCGAGAACCAAGUGUACUACUGUGAACAGAGAAAGAGGAUUAUUCCUGUCGUCUAUGAGCCAAUCCAGCUGCCCCACUGGGUCUGUAUGCUAAUUGGUACCAGCCCCUUCAUUUCCUGCCAAUCAUCCGGUCACAGACAGCAGCUGCUUGAUCGUGUGGAAGAGGCACUCAACCCGCAGAAGCGAGAGGAAUCAACCGUUGCCUUGGUGACCGGAGGGUUUUAUGGAGUCGGAGAGACGGUUGGACGGAGUUUUGACAAGGAGAGGAGUGGGCGUGGCCAGGGAUGUGGGGUGUGGCACCUGAUUGCUGAGCGAGAUAAGGAGGACCGGUCCUCUCAGACGAGGCAGAACAAGGACGGCACAUUCCUUGCUCUGCCGUAUGGAGAGACCAUCUUUGCUGGUAGCAGUGUCCGUCAGCGAGAGAUGGUCACACCUCACGUGGUGAAACUGUGUAUUCUCAUCGAGGGAGGGCCAGGAGCAGCGUUCGAAGCUCAGCAGUUCUACUGGAAUGGGAAUUACAUCAUCCCUGUCAGGGUCACGGGCGGAGCCGCCUCGGGGCUCUUUGACACUCCUCAGAACAUCUUCCAGAGACUGCCAGCCAUCGACGAAUCCGAUUGGUCGGUGCUAGGCAACAGCGAGGCGACCCCGAGCGAAGUCGCAGCAGCUGUAGUUCGGAUCGUACGAACCCUGAACUUUGACGCAGCCGGAGCUGGUAGAGAGAGGGCAGAGCUGGGCGGAGUCAUCAAGCGGAGUGAGACGCUCCCGCAGCAGACUCCGCCCAGCGGUCGCAAGAGAACGUUCAGUGAUGGUCAGCGACUACAGCCAAAGUUGAUGAGUGGCACUAGCAGCUUCAGCUGA
Molecule: messenger RNA, 2670 nt
Organism: Geodia barretti
Lineage: Eukaryota; Metazoa; Porifera; Demospongiae; Tetractinellida; Geodiidae
Source: the annotation of a GenBank genome assembly